Molecule: messenger RNA, 1312 nt
Organism: Fundulus heteroclitus (mummichog)
Lineage: Eukaryota; Metazoa; Chordata; Actinopteri; Cyprinodontiformes; Fundulidae
Product: carboxypeptidase O-like
Exons: 9
Coding region: 8-1090 (360 amino acids)
Biological process (GO): proteolysis
Molecular function (GO): metallocarboxypeptidase activity; zinc ion binding
Source: RefSeq, a predicted model, not a curated record
CGUGACAAUGCUGAGCGUGGUGGGUCUGAGCUUUGUGGCUUUGCUCUUAACAGUUGGGGCGUUGACGCUGGAGAGCGACAGAGCGGAGUAUGAUUACUUCAAGUACCACCCGAUGGAUGAGAUCAGCAGCUGGAUGGUUCAGAUGGAGAAGGACCACCCCGACGUGGUGACCGUGGUGGACUACGGGAGGACGUACGAGAAAAGGACGAUCAGCUUGCUGAAGAUCGGCCUGAAGACCGAAGCCAAAAAGAAGGCCGUCUGGAUGGACUGUGGGAUUCAUGCUAGAGAAUGGAUCGCUCCCGCCUUCUGUCAGUACUUUGUCAGACAGAUUCUCCACGCAUACAAAACAGACGAUAAGAUGGCAGCGAUGCUGACCAACAUGGACUUCUACAUCACGCCGGUGCUCAACAUAGACGGCUACAUCUUCUCCUGGAAGGACAGCUCGACACGGCUGUGGAGGAAGAACAGGUCACCGGGACCUUCGGGCGACUGCUACGGCGUCGAUCUCAACCGCAACUUCGAUGCCAACUGGGGCACUGUCGGCGUGUCGUCCAACUGCAGCUCCAACAUCUACUGCGGGACCGGGCCCAUCUCGGAGCCCGAGGCCCAGGCCGUGGCUUACUUCGUUGGAAGCCGAAAGGAAGACUUCCUGUGUUUCCUCACCAUCCACUCCUACGGCCAGCUGCUCCUGAUUCCCUACGGACACCCCAACUUCACCGCCUCCAACUACGACGAGCUGAUGACGGUGGGACAGGGUGCAGCUGAAGCCAUAUGGAGGGUCCACGGGAAAAAAUACACAGUAGGAACCUCCCCGGAUGUAUUAUACGCCAACUCUGGUUCAUCCAGAGACUGGGCCCGGAUGCAGGAAAUCCCGCUCACCUUCACCUUCGAGCUGAGGGAUAACGGCACGUACGGCUUCGAGCUCCCCGAGGACCAGAUCCGGCCGACCUGCGAGGAGGCCUACAGCGGGGCCCUGCACAUCAUCGCCUACGCCCACGACAAGACCUUUAACGGCGCCGCAGCCGCUGCCGCAGCGACUCUUUGGGCCGUGCUGUUAGCGGCGGGGGUCUCCGGGGCCAACCUGAUGUGAGGAGGAAAGCUGCUCUCGCACUUUAAAAGGCACGAGUACUUAUAUUUAAGCAGAAGCGGAUGAUGUUUUAUUUUUUCCUGAAGAUCUCUUCCUUGAUUUCAAGUUUAUUGGGAUGAAGUGUAACACAGGGGUGUCAAACUCAUUUUGGUUGAGGGGCCGCAUUCAGCUUAAUCUGAUCUCAAGAGGGCCACACGAGUUAACUCAUUGCAAGAUUAAAUAGAA